AUGUCGACCAAAUUAGAUCUGUUGAUCACUUUGGUAGAUAAUUUGGAUACAAGAUCGACUCAGUUAUUGAAUUCGAUUCAAGAGACUAACUAUUUGGUUACCGAUAUUAUGAGUUUGAAUAAUGAUAUUUCUACAGCAGAUAAAACCAUAGAUUUUAUGGAUGAUUUGGUUUCAAGUAAUCACACCCACUUGAAUGAGUUUGAAAGUUUGUAUGAAAGGUCGUUUUUGUUGGAAUCCAAUAUGCAUUUGAACGAUGUUGUGACUAGCGAAACGACGUUAGACAACCUACGCCAAGAAUAUCGAUUUCUCAUGAACAGGUUCACAAGAAACGAUGGCUACAACUCUGUCAAUGAAAGUUCGGCGCAGGUGUCCGAAGAAGAAACUACAUUAUCGACGCAUUUCCAGACUCCUCCAAGACUCCACAACUCGAUUUCGGUAUCGAACUUGAAAUUAAAACCUAUACGGUGUAGGUCUAAGAAAAUACCUAGAAAGAAGGCAAGCAUGCGAAUUAUGAGUACUUCAACGGCUAAACCGGUAGAAAAUAGCGAUAUGUUGCCGCUCAUACCGGACGAAGAUGAAAUAACUACGCCAGUUUCCAACAUGGGAAAGAGACUGUCUAACCGUGAUUUGUUCAAUGCCCCGUUCCCUAAAAAAAUUGCAUUAUCGAAUAACGAAGCCACCACCGCUGACACAACCCAAUCGCCGCCUAGCAAAAUCAUGGACACUUUUAAAGAUUACGGUAAUGAUGAUUCAAACACAAUAUCUACAUCUCCAGAAAUAUUUGGUGAAUUGCAUUCGAGAAUAAAGAUACGAUCCAAUUCAUUACCUGAAACUCCUAAAAUUGAAAAAUUCGAACUAAACAGCUUUAAUAUCCUUAAAUCACAUACUUCAAAUACCAAUUCGUCAAAUAUAUUUCAAACAUGUAACGACGAUAGUGAACUUUUAAGACUAAAUAGGCUAAAACAUUUCAUAUCAUCUGGUAAUGUUCAACGUCAUAUACACAUGAAUGGAUGUGAUACAUCACUCUCGAAGCCAUCUCAACAUCAUAAUAACCAAUCCAUUUUUGAUAAAACUCCAACUUUUACCCCUGUUGACAUUGAAAAUAAUAAUAUCGACAAAUUUGAUAUCGAGAGUAUAUCUGUAUGUUCGGAUUUUUCUGACUACUCUCCUGAGGAGCCAACAGAAGAAUUGGAUAAUUUUGAAAGCUUCUUACGAAAGUCAAGGAUUGACUUGGCUGAAUCAUUUCCUAAUAUAAUUACAAAAGCAAAAUCUCACGAUAGCAUUUUCACAAAUGAAGAAUCAAUAUCUUUGGCAGCGUCUGCACCAGCGAAGCUGUUCAAGUUUCACAAUCCAAUAGACAAUAUGAAUUUAAAUUCUCUGAAGGUUGCUACUACAACUGUGGAACCAAUUUACUAUCAUGGAAGUGAUCAAAUAUCCCAUUCUAGUAAGGAUGUAAAUAAUAUUAAAGGAAAUACAACUAAAUUAUUGAAUGAUGUUAUGUCUAAAACUGAUCGAAAAGAGACCCCAAGUAAUAGAACACCAAAUAGAAUAAAAAAGUCAUUAUUUAAUUUCAACAUUAAUUCACCAUCUAGAUCAAUAAAGUCGGAAUUGUUACAAGACUCUAAUCCCCGUCGUGGCAGUCUUGAUUUAAUGGGCAAGUCAUUAACUGAUAGUUUCAUGAGCUUAGUUAAUACUGGAUCACUUGAAAAGCUUAAGAAAUACGAACAACCUUCUAUUCCAAGCCACUAUAAAUCGAAACCUAUAAAUACUAUUGAGCAAUCCAAUAAUGCUAAGGAGAGGCCUAUAGUCAUUAGAAAUGAUACUCUGAUUAAAAGAUUACCUCCAAGGAGAAAGGAUGGGGCACAUUCAAAUUUAAUUAUUGGGCCCAAUAAAACUAAGAUAGUUAACCACGGCGACCAAUCCGUUUUUCGGAAACCUUUGAUGACGAAGGUUAGUCGUAACUCGUUAAAUGAGGCUUUAAGUCAAAGCAUAUUAUAA
This is a messenger RNA of Debaryomyces tyrocola, 1998 nucleotides long. Lineage: Eukaryota; Fungi; Ascomycota; Pichiomycetes; Serinales; Debaryomycetaceae. The record is from the annotation of a GenBank genome assembly.